Molecule: messenger RNA, 814 nt
Organism: Acromyrmex echinatior (Panamanian leafcutter ant)
Lineage: Eukaryota; Metazoa; Arthropoda; Insecta; Hymenoptera; Formicidae
Product: ras-related and estrogen-regulated growth inhibitor
Molecular function (GO): GTPase activity; GTP binding
Source: RefSeq, a predicted model, not a curated record
GACACCCUACGGAGGGAUCAGUGGCGAUAAAGACAUGGAUAGUGAUAGUCCGCCGUUAGUUUCCGCUCUCAAGAAGAGAAAUAGUCCUCCAUUCUGCUGGGGCCUCGGCCUUAACAAGGACACUUUCAAGACUGUCAAAGUGAUCUUACUGGGCCAACCAGGCGUCGGCAAGUCAGCUUUAGCCGUGCGAUUCGCCACAAAACGCUUCAUAGGCGAAUACGAUUGCACUACGGACAGAAUCUAUCGAGUCGACAAUCAUCUGGGAUCUUCGUGGGAAAUAGCGGAUCCUCCCGGAAAUCCACCCGCCUCCGUCGACCCGAAAUUACGAUGGGCCGACGUGAUAGUUAUCGUUUAUUCGGUAACGGAUCGGGUCAGCAUAUUUUAUUAAGAAAAAAUAAAAUGCAAUUAUAUACACGUCAUAUGUACUUUCAGGUUUUUGGUAUCACACGCGAGAAGAGGCAGAAAGGUGCCACCGGUCGUGCUGCUUGUGGGAAACAAGGCCGAUCUCUCCUGCUCUCCGGGUGAACGCAUGGUAUCUGCUCUAGAAGGCCAGAAAAGGGCAAAAGAAAUCGAGGCUCACGCUUUCCACGAGAUUUCUGUAAGGGAAUCGGUUGAUCAGGUCACGGCCGUAUUCAUGAAUAUAUUAAGAUUGCUGACCGAAUUACACAGCAGUCAUCAAACAUCUUUUAGACUGAGAGCCUCCACAGACGGAACCAUAGAUACUCUUCGUCGACCGUCACCUCCUCCAUUGAGAAGAAGAUUUAGCAUCUCUGCUCGCGGAAAUUUAUUGUAAUUGUUAGAUCUAAGACUAAAU